GGUUGCCACGGGAGACAGCGGCGGCGCAGCAGGUGAUGGGCGCAGCCUCCUGUCCCUUUAACCGGGCGGUAUAAAUCUCAGCUCCCCGGCAGCCCCUCCUCUCCCGGCCGUCUCCUGCAGCUGACACUCCCCGCCGCUCUUAUCAUUGUGCUGUUGCCUGUCUCCGGGAUAACACUGCUCGCCCCCAUCCCUCCAGCCUCCGACCAUGUCUGCGGGAGAAGAAGCGGCCCCUGCCCAGCAGCCCCAGAAGCCCGAGGAGCAGCAGCCGCCGCCGGCGGAGGAGGAGAAGCCGGCACCGCCGCCUGAGGAUGACAAGAAGCCCGAGGAGGCUGCGGCUCCGGAGCAGGAGAAGAAGCCGGAGGAGGAGGCGGCAGCGCCCGCGGAGCCUGAAGUCACCUACAAGUCCCUGGUUCUGUCCGCACACGGCGGCUACGACAAGGUGAAGCUCCAGACCAAGAAGGGGCAGCCCAAGCCCAAGGCCGGGGAGCUGCUGGUCCGGGUCCGAGCCUGCGGGCUCAACUUCUCCGACCUGCUGGCCCGGCAAGGGGUGUGUGACCGCCUGCCGUCUAUGCCGGUCUCCCUGGGCAUGGAGUGUGCCGGCAUCGUGGAGGAGCUGGGGGAGGACGUGACUGACAGGCAGGUCGGAGACAAGGUGAUGGUCUUCUGUAGAUAUGGCUUGUGGCAAGAACUGGUCACCGUGCCAGCCAGCCGCACCUUCAUCAUGCCCGAAGGAAUGAGCUUCGAAGAGGGUGCUGCCUUCUUGGUAAACUACAUCACCGCCUAUAUGAUUAUAUUCCACUUCGGGAAUCUUAGACCAAAACAGAGCAUCCUCAUUCACAUGGCGGCAGGUGGUGUCGGUAACGCAGCCAUCCAGCUCUGUAAAACCGUGAAAGACGUCACAAUAUUUGGAACCGCAUCCGCCUCAAAGCACGAGGCGCUGAAAGAGAGCGGAGUAACCCACCUGAUCGACUACAGGACAAGCGACUAUGUGGACGAAGUCCGAAAAAUCUCCCCUAAAGGUGUUGACAUUGUCUUGGACCCCCUGGGAGGAUCAGACACUUGUAAAGGUUACAACUUAUUGAAGCCCAUGGGGAGACUGGUGAUCUAUGGGGCUGCCAACUUGUUGACUGGACAAAAGAAGAACAUAAUGGCUCUCGCCAAGUCUUGGUGGAACCAGUUCAGCAUAAACGCCAUGCAACUCAUCGGAGCAAACAAGGCCGUGUGUGGCUAUCUUCUGGGCCGUCUGGAUGAAGAAACGGAGCUGCUUGGGGAAGUUGUCGCUACGCUGCUUGACCUUUAUAAGCAGGGGCAGAUCAAGCCUAAAAUCGACAGUGUAUAUCCUUUUGAGCAGGUGGGUGACGCCAUGAGACAAAUGCAAGAAAAGAAAAACAUCGGCAAAGUCAUCUUGGUUCCCGAAGUGCCAAAGGAAGAGGCGAAGAAGGAAGAGAACUAAAAGGGAAGAGCUGCAGAAAGGAGCACCGAACCCUGCAGAUUGUGAAAACUGUGUCCUACUAAUGUAUGUGUGUGUCUGGGGAUAGGGGGGUGAGUGUCUGACUGAGCCCAAUUGUAAGAUGUAUAACCACUUGCUUGCCGUGAGAUGCUGUUGCCCCAUUUGGCGGCGAGCAGGUAAUGCCCGUAGAAUACGCCGGGGUAUGAAUUCCGAGAAAUCUCUGACUAAAUCUGUAAAACUGCGCAAGAUUUAGCAAAAAGGGGAAUCCUGAGCCGAGCUGCGGGGGACUUUUCUGGUUUGAUUGAAUCUGCUGCAGUUGUGAUUUUCCGACUGAGACUUCUUUAGGGUUCCCUUCAGGUCUUUACACAGUAACAUUCCAGGUAUUGGGUUGCGAUCUCGCUGAGGGGCCGUUACACUAUUUGUCCCCACCGUCCAUUUUUUUUUUUUAUAUUUUUUUAUUAGGUCACUCCAUAUUGUAACUUUGCCUAACUCUUUGUUCAAACUGUGGUCGCUUGUUUUCAUUUGUUUAAAGGGGUACUCCACUGGCCAGCUUUCCGAACGCUGUGGGGGUCGGCCACGCCCUGUCAGGUCACGCCCCCUCAAUGCAGGUCUAUUGGAGGGGGCGUGACGGUAGUCACGCCCCUUCCCAUAGACUUGCAUUGAGGGGACGCGAUCUGACAUCAAGGGGGCGUGGCCAACCCCUGCAUCACGCACACAUCUUUCACAACUAAAUGUUCUGAAUGCUGGUCAGUGGAGUACCCCUUUAAAUGUAAUCACCACUAUAUAUAAAAAAAAAUUUGCAACGAGAAAGAGAAAGCGUCAAUGGAACAAAUGAGUUGCUAUAAAUCAUGAAGUCACAUGACACCAGUGAAGGUUCGUAGACAACCAGAUUUUUUUUUUCUUUUUAAUUGGAUACGUUGCCUUCCGUAUCUAUAAAAAUAAUUUCACUGAAGUUUUACUAUAUGUCCUGUCGAGCACAACUUGGAUCCAGUCGCUGUCUCAGACUAGAUUCUAGCACAAACUGUAGCAAUUUCCUUGUCCUAGGUUUCGGUAACUUUUUAGCCGCUCACCCGGUAUAGUCAUCUGAAGAAGAGAUGGUAAAUCGUAGCUAAGCUUUAAAGAUGAGCGAUAAAUGAAGAGUAGAUCUUAAUGGGGCACUCCAGAGGGAAA
Molecule: messenger RNA, 2620 nt
Organism: Hyla sarda
Lineage: Eukaryota; Metazoa; Chordata; Amphibia; Anura; Hylidae
Gene: VAT1
Product: vesicle amine transport 1
Exons: 6
Coding region: 206-1453 (415 amino acids)
Molecular function (GO): oxidoreductase activity
Source: RefSeq, a predicted model, not a curated record